Pieris macdunnoughi is the source of this 4023-nucleotide messenger RNA. Lineage: Eukaryota; Metazoa; Arthropoda; Insecta; Lepidoptera; Pieridae. The record is from the annotation of a GenBank genome assembly.
AUGCCAAUAAUAAAAACUAUUGUGAAAAAACUUGAACGUCGAAUUUUUAAUCACAUUAUAGUGUAUGUGCUGUUGUAUUACUAUGCCAUCGAGAGGAGCAACGCAUCUGAAAUGCCACACGAGUGCGCUUACCGCAGCUCCGAAACGGAAACGUCGGAAAAUGCGGUUUUGUUCUGCAAAAUUCGAACUAUAAGCAGCCUGGAUAAUUUACUACAAAACAUCAGCCGGACAUAUCUCGACGAUGUAACGUCCUUACAUGUCCAGUGCAGUGAAAUACUAUUCUUUGAGAGCACACUCGCAGCGCACACGGACAAGGCGUCUGGGAAAAAUUCAAAUCUUGGAAAGCUUCGAAACCUUUUUGUAGAUAAGUGUAAGAUACGUCAGAUUCCGGCGCGGGCUUUCGAUAAUUUCAAGGAUCUGAAACGGCUACACGUGACAACACAGAACAGUGAAUGGUCUGCGAUGACUAUGGAGUUACAUGAACAGGCAUUCAUUGGUUUAAGUGAGUUAAUUGAAUUAGAUUUAAGUGACAAUAACAUUUGGUGCACAAAACCUGAUACAUUCUGUUCCUUAUACAGUUUAAAAACAUUAAAUUUUAGUAAUAAUCACAUUCAAAAUAUUAAAACUCUCGGCUUUUCAGACUCCUUACGUGAACUAAAUUUAAGUGUAAAAAGUUGUAAUUUAGUUUUAGAAACGCUGGAUAUGUCUUUUAAUGAUUUGAUUGUUGUACCAGAUUAUAGCUUAUCAAAGCUGAGAUCUUUAUCAAAAUUGUUUCUUCAAAAUAAUGCUAUAUCUUCUAUAGACGGCGGUGCACUUCAAGGUCUUAUUAAUUUAGAAGUAAUCAAUUUAUCCAAUAACUUUCUUAAUAUAAUUCCCUUGGACAUUUUUCUAGACACAAAGUUUUUAAAAGAGAUUAAUUUGAGUAACAACACUAUAAAUUCCUUACAACCGGGUUUGUUUGGGGGAAUGGAACAGCUCCAAACAUUAGAUUUGUCUCGUAACGAUUUAACUAGUCAGUGGAUCAGUAAGGGUAUAUUUGUAGGGUUAUUACGUAUGGUUAUAUUAAAUAUAUCAUAUAAUAGGUUGACACGAGUAGAUCGUUAUACGUUUCAGGAUUUGUAUAGUUUACAGAAAUUGAAUUUGGAACAUAAUGAGAUAAUAUCCAUCGACGAGCACGCUUUUGAAGAGCUGCGUAAUUUGCAUUCCCUCACAUUGUCACACAAUAAACUCAUUCACAUACACACACAUUUAUUUACAGAUUUACAUGUAUUACACGAAAUAUUUUUGGAUAAUAACAGAAUUAGACAUAUUGAUGAGAAUGCGUUCGACAAUAUAACAACUAUAGAAGAUUUGGGCUUAAACGAUAACAUGCUAUCAUCAAUUCCAACUUCGAUUCGUAAACUUCGGUCUUUGAGGUCUUUAGAUAUUGGCAAUAACAAUAUAACACAUUUGAACAGAGAGAACUUUCACGGGCUGACAGAACUUUUUGGCUUACGUCUUGUUGAUAAUAAAGUGACGAGUCUAAAUGAAAAUACUUUUGAACAUUUGCCGCAGCUACAGGUACUUAAUUUAGCCUCAAACAAAAUCAAGUACGUGGCUCAAGGCUGUUUUCGUAAUAACGUCAACUUAAAAUUAUUGCGCAUGGACGGCAACGACAUUUCCGAGAUAGAUGGAAUUUUUAAUACAUUAAAUAGCUUGGUGUGGCUCAAUAUUUCAGCGAAUAAAAUAUCUUCCUUUGAGUUUUCAACUUUUCCAAAUACUCUUGAAUGGUUAGACCUACACAUGAAUACUAUAACUGAUUUCGUAAACAAUGAUAUGUUCUCUACUACGAAUAUAAAAUUGUUAGAUUUAAGUUACAAUAAUAUAAGCCAAAUAACGUCUACAUCAAUACCAAAAACCGUGGAAAAACUUUACUUGAACGAUAAUAAUAUUCAUCACAUUGAAAUAGGUUCCUUUUCAAAGCUACAAAAACUGUCAACAGUGACAUUAAAUAACAACAAACUUGUACAAUUCGACAUGAACGCUUUCAGGUUAGAUCAAAUAGAUGAAGAUAGUGACUUGCCCGAGUUCUUUAUAAGCGGAAACCCAUUUGUUUGUGACUGUUCAAUGGAAUGGAUUCAGCGCAUCAAUUAUUUGAGUCACAAUCGACAAUACCCACGUGUGUUGGAUCUUGAUAAAGCCUUUUGUUCAUUGGUACAUUCGCGAGCAAAAGAAAAAAAGGUGAUUAUUGAUAUGUCACCAUCGGACUUUCUCUGUCCGUAUGAAAGUCAUUGUUUUGCCCUAUGCCAUUGUUGUGACUUUGUAGCUUGUGAUUGUGAAAUGAUUUGUCCAAACAACUGUAAAUGCUAUCACGACAUCACGUGGAAUGCUAACGUGGUCGAUUGCUCUAAUGCUGGGUACACUCAAGUACCGGACAGAAUACCAAUGGAUGCCACAGAAAUAUAUCUUGAUGGCAAUAAUAUACAUAAUUUGAGAAACCACGCUUUUAUCGGUAAAAAGAAACUUCAAGUUUUAUAUUUAAAUAACACCGAGUUAAAAGAUGUAAAUAACCAAACAUUUAAAGGUAUAGACUCCUUAAGAGUUUUGCAUUUAGAGAACAAUAAAUUAGUAGAGUUAAAAGGGGACGAGUUUGUGCAUUUAAAUAAUUUAAAUGAGCUGUAUUUGGACCACAACGCUAUCGAGCACGUAGCCAGUAAUACAUUUUCUUCGUUAAAAUCUCUGUCGGUACUUAAAAUUGAUGAUAAUAAACUAAUUAACUUUUUCCCUUGGAAGUUAUUAGCUUCGUCGUCUAAAGGAAUUGCUCACGUUUCUAUCGAAGGUAACCGUUAUUCAUGUGAUUGCAAAAGUAUCGCUGAGUUGGACUCAUGGCUACGAAAGGACCCUGGAGAUCCUGAAAAAAUGUUGUGUACAGAUAGCAAAGGCCAACCCACAAAGAUAACAAUCGCCUCAGUUCUAAGCCAUUGUAAGGAAUAUAUGGGUUCGUUAGGUGACUCUAGUAUUUUAAAGGAUGAAAUAGUCUCAAAAUCCAUAUUCCUCCCUGAUAGUUAUUUCGCCAUUGCCAGCGGAAUAAUAAUUGUAAUUGUGUUAAUUUCGUUAAUUGGCGCAAUUUUUUACGCAUUUAGAUACGACGUAAGUGAUUGGCUAUACACUAAUUAUGGCGUGCCACUUUUCAAGGAGCAGACGUGCCCUAAUGUCGAACAUAUAUUAGAAGGAAACUCCCAUAUGUACGAAUAUUAUGUGAUAUGUAAUACCAAAGAUACUAGUUUUGUACACAAUAACAUUAUGGCGGAAAUAGAAUUUAGAAAGAUGUCAGCCAAAAAACUGUUAAUGAAUGAGUCCACGUUGAACAUUUUGACCUUAGAUAGUUUCUCUAAAUGCACAAAAUUAUCUAAACGCCUCCUAAUCGUUUUGACUACACAUUUCAUUUGCAACGAUCUAUGUGAUAUUCAUUUCAAAAAUAUGUUCUAUAGUUACUUAAAAUCACUGAACCGAAGCGAAAUAAACAAAAUUAUAUUUAUAAAAAUAGUUGAUAACAAUCAAAUCAACGACGAGUUGGGUUUUGUGUUGGAUAAAUUUAAGAAUAUAUCGUGGAGCGAUCCACGUUUUUGGGAUAAAUUUGUGGCUUUACUCAAUUCAACUGAUACUAUUAUAACCGUAAAAGGUUCCGAGAAAAGCGUAUUUAAGAAGUCAUUACGGAAGACCCCAACGUUGAGAUACACUACAAUGCCCGUCUCAAACGAUAGUUGCUCAAAGCAGAAUUUCACGAAUUCUUUACAAUUCUCUAAGAGGCAUGAUGACUCCUCCUCACAUAAUGAAAGUUCUCCUUCAUCUGACAUGUACGGGGAAGGGAACAAUUCGAACAAUAGUUACAUGUCGAUCGACAGGACAUGUUCUCGGUUUAAUUAUGACCUUAGGAAAUCCCCUAGUAGCGGUCAUGUCUAUUCAAGAGUGGAGGAUAUUUCCCCCACCAUACCCCGCUCAAUUACAGGCAAUUCAGCAAAAGGCCGCACUUACUUCGUUUGA